This is a messenger RNA of Rhagoletis zephyria (snowberry fruit fly), 1854 nucleotides long. The record is from RefSeq and is a predicted model, not a curated record. NCBI's taxonomy places the organism in Eukaryota, Metazoa, Arthropoda, Insecta, Diptera, Tephritidae.
AUGGCUGGCAACAAGGUCGAGAUGAACAGUUUCGACGGCGCAGGGGGCCAUCAGGCCAACAACAGCAGACCCACAGGCGCCUCCGGUGUACCGACGGAAGUGAAGUUAACGAAUGAUAAUUUGCCCGAUCGUGGGCAAUGGACCGGCAAGUUGGACUUUAUCAUGUCCUGCAUUGGCUACGCUAUUGGAUUGGGCAAUGUGUGGCGAUUUCCCUAUUUAUGCUACAAAAACGGAGGAGGCGCCUUCCUAGUCCCGUACUUGUUCUGCCUCAUUCUCGCUGGCAUACCCGCGUUCUUCUUGGAAGCAUCGCUGGGUCAGUAUUUAGGCAUCGGUGGGCUCGGCGUGUGGCGAAUUUGCCCAGUCUUCAAAGGUGUCGGUUAUGCGGCCGCUGUCAUGGCCUUCUGGCUCAACGUUUACUACAUCGUAGUGCUUGCUUGGGCGAUGUACUACUUUUACAAUUCAAUUGCCGCUGAUGUGCCCUGGAGAGGCUGCAACAACUGGUGGAACACUGGUCGCUGCCGGUCAGAGUACGACCUGGCCGAUGAGGAGCGUCGCUGCUACAUUGACCGUGGAUCGCAUGACCACACCUGCAAAGUGAACUCGUCACUGUACACCAGUCCGGUGAAGGAGUACUGGGAGAACAACGUACUGCAGAUCACAUCUGACAUAAGCGACUUUGGCGAGGUUCGCUGGCCACUUGCCUUAACUCUCCUCAUCAGCUGGAUCCUGUGCUACUUUGCCAUCUUCAAAGGCGUCAAGUGGACUGGAAAGAUCGUCUACUUCACCGCCAUCUUUCCCUAUGUGUGCUUGUUCAUCUUGCUAAUUCGAGGCAUUACGCUGGAUGGUGCUUGGGACGGCAUAAUGUACUACAUCACCCCUAACACAUCAAAACUGUACGACGCUCUGGUCUGGAAGGAUGCGGCCACGCAGAUUUUCUUCUCUUACGGACUUGGACUUGGCGCCUGGAUCGCACUGGGCAGUUACAAUCGUUUUCACAAUAAUGUCCACCGAGAUGCGCUGAUUAUUUCGUGCGUCAACAGCGGCACUUCAAUGUUUGCUGGAUUUGUCGUCUUCAGCAUCGUUGGCUUCAUGGCGAAAGCGCAAAAUAAAGCCAUUGAAGAUGUGGCCGUUUCUGGCUCCGGACUGGCAUUUCUGGCUUAUCCAAGCGCAACUCUCAAGUUGCCUUUCUCCCCACUCUGGGCAAUGCUCUUCUUCCUAAUGAUCAUCAUGCUAGGCUUGGAUAGUCAGUUUUGCACAAUGGAAGGGUUCUUCACUGCAAUCAUCGAUGAGUGGCCACGUGUUCUCAGACCCUACAAGGAGCUGUUUAUUCUGGGAAUAUGCACGCUGUCCUACUUUAUUGGAUUCUUCUUCGUGGUGCAGGGCGGAAUGUACUGGUUUCAAAUAUUUGACAGUUAUGCGGCAUCAGGUUUUGCUUUGCUCUACCUGAUAUUUUUUGAAGUGGUGGCCAUCUCAUGGUCUUAUGGUGUAAAUCGCUACUAUACUAACAUGAACACCAUGCUGAAGUACGAACUGUGCAUUUGGUGGAAACUGUGCUGGUUCAUCUUUACUCCGGCACUGUGCUUUUUUGUAUUCUUAUUUAGCUUAUACCAGCACAAGCCAAUAGACUACGUUGGUUAUGUGUUUCCCUGGUGGGGUGAAGGUGUCGGCUGGUUCUUGGCCAUAUCUUCAAUGAUUUGCGUUCCUGCUUAUGCCAUCUACAUGUACCUUGUCACACCUGGCACGUUCAGUGAAAGAAUGAAAAUCAUGUUCCGGCCGGACAUUCCAGAGAUUGAAGAGGAGAUUCGCCAACGAUCAUUAAAAGACAUGGCGACGACCUCUGUGACUCAAGUUUAG